CGUCCGCCCGGUCUGAGUGACAGGGAGGCCGCGGCCCGGGCUGGGGCAGGGAGGGGGCGGCCGGGGUCCGGACCGGGGAGACCGCGCAGGUCCCCCGCGGUGCUCGAUGCGGGGGGGCGCGGCGGGGUCGGCGGGGGCGACAUGGCGCACUUCGACACGGAGUACCAGCGCCUGGAGGCCUCCUACAACGAGUCCCCGCCCGGCGAGGAGGACCUGCUGGUGCACGUGCCCGAGGGCAGCAAGUCUCCCUGGCAUCACAUCGAGAACCUGGACCUCUUCUUCUCUCGCAUCUACAACCUGCACCAGAAGAACGGCUUCACCUGCAUGUUCAUCGGGGAGAUCUUCGAGCUCAUGCAGUUCAUCUUCGUGGUGGCCUUCACCACCUUCCUGCUCAGCUGCGUGGACUAUGACAUCCUGUUCGCCAACAAGAUGGUGAACCACAGCCAGCACCCCAGCGAGCCCAGCAAGGUGACGCUGCCUGAUGCCUUCCUGCCGCCCCACGUCUGCAGCGCCAGGAUCCAGGAGAACAGCUUCCUCAUCUGCAUCCUGGUGGUGGCGAGCGUCUUCUGGGUGCAUCGCCUCGUCAAGUUCAUCUACAACAUCUGCUGCUACUGGGAGAUCCACUCCUUCUACAUCAACGCUCUCAAGAUCCCCAUGGCCACACUGCCCUACUUCACGUGGCAGGAGGUGCAGGCGCGCAUCGUGCAGAUCCAGAAGGAGCACCAGAUCUGCAUCCACAAGAAGGAGCUGACGGAGCUGGACGUCUACCACCGCAUCUUGCGCUUCAAGAACUACAUGGUGGCCAUGGUGAACAAGUCGCUGCUGCCCGUGCGCUUCCGCUUGCCGCUGCUGGGCGACACUGUCUUCUACACGCGCGGCCUCAAGUACAACUUCGAGCUCAUCUUCUUCUGGGGGCCUGGCUCGCUCUUCGAGAACGAGUGGAGCCUGAAGGCCGAGUACAAGCGAGCUGGGCACCGCCUGGAGCUGGCUGAUAAGCUCAGCACCCGCAUCCUCUGGAUCGGCAUCGCCAACUUCCUGCUCUGCCCCCUUAUCCUCAUCUGGCAGAUCCUCUACGCCUUCUUCAGCUACACCGAGAUCCUCAAGCGGGAGCCGGGCAGCCUGGGCGCCCGCUGCUGGUCGCUUUAUGGCCGCUGCUACCUGCGCCACUUCAACGAGCUGGACCACGAGCUCCACUCGCGCCUCAGCAAGGGCUACAAGGCAGCCUCCAAGUACAUGAACUGCUUCAUCUCGCCCCUGCUCACCAUCGUGGCCAAGAACGUGGCCUUCUUCGCCGGCUCCAUCCUGGCCGUGCUUAUUGCCCUCACCAUCUAUGAUGAGGACGUGCUGGCCGUGGAACACGUGCUCACUACUGUCACGCUGCUGGGUGUUGGCGUCACCAUCUGCCGGUCCUUCAUCCCUGACCAGCACCUGGUGUUCUGCCCACAGCAGCUGCUGCGGGUCAUCCUCGCACACAUCCACUACAUGCCCGACCACUGGCAGGGCAACGCGCAUCGCUAUGAGACCCGCGACGAGUUCGCGCAGCUCUUCCAGUACAAGGCGGUCUUUAUCCUGGAGGAGCUGCUGAGCCCGAUCGUGACGCCGCUGAUCCUCAUCUUCUGCCUGCGCCCCAAGUCCCUGGAGAUCAUCGACUUCUUCCGCAACUUCACGGUGGAGGUGGUGGGAGUGGGCGACACCUGCUCCUUCGCCCAGAUGGACGUACGCCAGCACGGACACCCCGCGUGGAUGUCGGCGGGGAAGACGGAGGCCUCCAUCUAUCAGCAGGCGGAGGAUGGGAAAACAGAGCUGUCGCUCAUGCACUUUGCCAUCACCAAUCCGCGCUGGCAGCCACCCCGCGAGAGCACGGCCUUCAUCGGCUUCCUCAAGGAGCGGGUGCACCGGGAAAGCAGCGUGGUGCUGGCGCAACAGGCUGGGCUGCCUGACAACGCCCUCUUCACCUCCAUCCAGUCCCUGCAGUCCGAGUCCGAGCCUCACAGCCUGAUCGCCAACGUCAUUGCGGGCUCCUCGGUACUGGGCUUCCAUGCGGGCCGCGAGGCACCGGCCUCUCACCACCGCUCCGAGGUCACCUCUGCCCCGCGCACCUUUUCCCCGCUGCAGUCCACCCAGCAGCCCCACGGCACCUUCCAGGCAGUGGGGGCCCAUGCAGACGGGCUCCAGCCCCGGGCCGGCAGCACCAUGACGGCUUCAGGUGCGGACGCCCGGACGGUGAGCUCGGGGAGCAGUGCCUGGGAGGGGCAGCUGCAGAGCAUGAUCCUGUCGGAGUAUGCCUCCACUGAGAUGAGCCUCCAUGCACUCUACAUGCACGAGCUCCACAAGCAGCACGCGCAGCUGGAGCCUGAGCGGCACGUGUGGCACCGGCGGGAGAGUGACGAGAGCGGGGAGAGCGCCCAGGAGGAGGCAGACGCACAGCGGGGCCCUGGUGGCACCAUCCCACGCUCCGCCAGCUACCCCUUCUCCUCACCGCGCCCGCCCACCGAGGAGGCCACUACGCUGCAGAUGGGCUUCCAGCGCCGCUACGGGGGCAUCACAGACCCGGGCACGGUGCACAGAGCCCCAUCGCACUUCUCCCGCCUGCCGCUUGGUGGCUGGGCUGAGGACGGGCAGCCUGCGCGCCACCCCGAGCCGGUGCCCGAGGAGAGCUCGGAGGACGAGCUCCCACCGCAGGUGCACAAGGUGUAGCUCUGGGGGCUGAGGAUCCCAUCCUGAGGGUUUGUGGACUGGGAGCCGCCGGACUGUGGGCGUGGGACCGCCCGGGCCCCGUCUCCCAUCCCGCAGGGCGCAGGUCAGCCAGGGCUCCUCUGUGCCCAUGUCACCGCCACGGGGACGGGGCCGCUGCUCCGGCGCCUCCUGUACAGACGCGCGUCGAGCUGGCGCCACUGACUCGUGUAGGGUGAAUGCGUGUGUGAGUACAUACGUGUGCCGUGUCCGCCUUUGUGUCGUCCGUGUCGGAGAGACCGUCCAAGACCUGCGCCGACUGCACGGACCCUGCCAGCAGCCAAUGCCCUGGGCCUGGCGCUGGAGGGGUUGGACGGCUCCACUUGCCGGGGGGGGCAGUUCCAGCUGUCCUGCUGCCUGGCCUGAGGCCACCAGUGCCACGGCCCCCGGCGGGGGAGGGGGCAGGAUGGCGCCUGCACUGGCUAUUUCUGUACCGCGGUUGCAGCGCCCAUGACCUUGUGGAGGAUCAAGCUGGAGCCCGUGGCCGUGGGAGCAGCCCGCCUGCCCCCGCAGCAAAGCUCGUCCAGUGCCGGAGCCCGGGUGCGAGCAGGGCACUGUCCACCCGUGGCCCCGCACCUUAUCCCCCCGCCCGCGCAUGCCAAAGCCCCGAGGCUGCUGGACUGCUCCUGCCUGGCUCCGCGCCCCCCUCCAUGCCCUUCCAAGAGGGGAGCGGGCCAAGAGCAUCGUCCGCCCCUGCACGGUGAGGGGCCCUGGGCCGGCAGCGCCCACCCCCAGUUGGCAGCAGCAUCCCCUGCCUGGGCUGGACCCUUCCCUGCUCCCAACCCGGCCCACUGCAUUGCCAAAGACCCCCCUCCAGGCUGCUUCUGCUCUCAGACCCACUGCCUGCUGCCCCCCCAACAGAUGCCCCAGGGCCCCAUGCAUGCAUCCAGUCCCUCUCCCCUGCCCCCCAGCUCCCAGCACCGCAUCGCUCCCCUCCCCUCCCCUCACUUGGGUCCGGGCUGUUCCUGCCCCGGCAGAGGCUGAGGGUCCCUUGCUGGGGCAGGGCCUGGCACCUCUCCCCAGGAGCCAUUGCAGUGGCUGCUAUGGAGACAGCAUCCCAGGCUGCACAUGAUGCUGGGGGUGGUGGCAGGAGCUGUCGGUCUCCAAGGCAACAGCCCCUGGGGCAGCUGGGCCCCUUGUGGAGGGUGGAGGGGGACCUGACCCCCCACAAGCACCAGAUGGGGGCUGAGGGGAUCCUGCAGGACCCCCGUGUCCUGGCCUGACUUACUGACUGUGCCUCGGUUUCCCCUGCCCCUUCCCCCUUCCCCGGCCACUGGGGCGGGAGCAGCACCGCUGCAGGGUGCCCGGUGCUGCUGUGAUUCCCCCCCCCCCCCCCCCCCCACAGCCCAGCUGUGCCCUGCCCCGGCCCCACCAGCAAACGGGGGCACAGGCCUGUGCCUGGCCCCUUGCUGGGGGGGUCUCGGGGACAGGCCUCUGGCAAGGGCCUGCCUGGGCGCGCUGCGGGCUGGGAGCCGUAGCCCGGCAGCUCCCCGGGCAGUCCUGGGGUGACCGCUGCCUCGGGUUGGGGCUGGGGCCGGGACUGAACCUGGGGCGUCGGGACGCCUGGCUUCUGUCCUGGCUCUGCCCUGGGCUGGGCUUCGUGGCCCCCCGCGCCCCCUGGGCACCUCCUGGGCUGGGGGCAGCUGGGGGGGGGGUUCAGGGCAGACCCAGGGCGUGGCCUGCCCAUGGGGGGGGGCCGGGGGCCGCCACGCGUGUGCUUGUCGUCUGUGUGCCGUGUGCAUGGCCAGCUGCCCCGGGUGCGGGAGCGGGUCCGCGCCCGUCUCUGUACAGCCGCGCAGCCGUCAAUAAAGGGGUACAUCGCU
Messenger RNA from Alligator mississippiensis (American alligator), 4556 nucleotides. It is a transcript of the gene ATG9A, whose product is annotated as autophagy related 9A. The coding region runs from base 142 to 2697 and encodes 851 amino acids. The record is from RefSeq and is a predicted model, not a curated record. The transcript is spliced from 15 exons. Gene Ontology annotation, biological process: autophagy of mitochondrion; protein localization to phagophore assembly site. Gene Ontology annotation, cellular component: phagophore assembly site; autophagosome. NCBI's taxonomy places the organism in Eukaryota, Metazoa, Chordata, Crocodylia, Alligatoridae.